Messenger RNA from Melampsora larici-populina 98AG31, 1506 nucleotides. RefSeq lists its product as uncharacterized. The coding region runs from base 1 to 1506 and encodes 501 amino acids. Gene Ontology annotation, biological process: protein import into peroxisome membrane. The record is from RefSeq and is a predicted model, not a curated record. Gene Ontology annotation, cellular component: peroxisomal membrane. Lineage: Eukaryota; Fungi; Basidiomycota; Pucciniomycetes; Pucciniales; Melampsoraceae. The transcript has 4 exons. Gene Ontology annotation, molecular function: protein-macromolecule adaptor activity.
AUGAUUGGAGCCCUCAAUCGAUUCAUUGAACGACGUAGUAGACCUCUAACUUUCUUGGCCACUACGAUUGGAGGCGGCUACCUUCUGGUAUCUUACAUCAAAUCAAAGUUGGAUGAGAUUCAGGAGGAAUUGGCCCGCAAUCGGCUUACUACAGAUAACCUGAGGCGUCGUUUCCAUCAAAAUCAAGAUGACUGCCUCUUUACCAUCACAGCAUUGGUCCCCACUAUCGGUAAUCAGAUUCUGGAGUCCAUGAAUGUCGAACGACUGGCGGAUUUACUUAAUCAGACCAAGAAGCCGCGACUAUCCGAUCACUCUGAGCCCAUCACGCCAAAUAACAAUCAGCAGGUGGUCUCUGAUAUCACGGCAGACUCUGAAAACGCAAGCGAAAUUCCAAACGAUCCAAUUCCACCCCCCAGCAUUGAAGUGAUCCCUGAAGAGGAUACUUCUCUUCCUCAAUCAGAUCUCCCAUCAGCUCUUAAUGGCUCUAGUUCAAGCACUGGAGAGUCCGAACGCUCAGCUUUGAGCCCAAACCGAAUGAACGGCCUUCCUCCAUCGAUGAUUUGUAAACCCGAAAGUGAAGCCGUCAUUGAUGUACUCCUCAGACCAGAUGGUACAGCGCUCCGAAAACGAUCCGAGAUUUGGAAAGAAGUCAUGGUGCUCUCCUUUACUCGGCUAUUCACUUGCCUUUAUGGAAUAGCGCUUCUAACGAUGCAGACUCACAUUCAACUUGGUUUGUUGGGGCGAGAUGCAUACCUGAGCAGCGUUAUCAGUGCCGAUGAUCCCGAUGCUCAUGCUCAUGGGCCAGACGAACAUGAUCGGCUGUAUGUAAUACGAAAGCACGAUCUCAUGGACGCUAGCACUGAACGACGCUAUCUAACAUUUUCGUGGUGGUACUUGCAUCACGGGUGGAGACUCUUAUCCAACCGGAUCAGGGUUGCUGUAGAGGAUGUCUUGUCUCGGAAAAGCCUCAAGGAUGAUAUGAGUCUGGCCGAUCUUUCACAGAUCUUCAGAGACAUAAGGUCGAAGGUGGAGGAGAAGGAUGAUGGAGAACCGUUCAGUUUCUCGCCCGUCUUGCUACCUUCUACUACUCUUGAGGAGCUUGAGACAUUGAGGUCCGGAGGAAUGUCACCAAUCGACUGUGUCGUAAACGCACGAUUACGGGAAUUAUUGAACGAGACUCAAGAUUUCAUCGAUUGUGACGAUUUUCAUCUCGUCUUGGUCUCAUUAAUGGAUCGAGUGACACGAAGGUGUUUACAAAAUGUCGCACAAAAGUCUAAUGUAGAAUUUGUCCAUCCGAGAUUUCUGGAGUUGAAGGAUGAUGAUCCAAGUGAAACAGAGAAAAAAUUCAAAACAUGUAGAUUUGUUACACUCUUACCUAUCAUCACUAGAGAAAGUCAUCACAUCCUCAAUAUGUUACCCAAUGAAUAUACUGAGCUUUUGAGCAACACUGUUGAGCUGAAGGAGUUUUCAAGUGUGAUUUAUACCAGUUUUGACAGUUACAGCUGA